This is a messenger RNA of Labrus bergylta (ballan wrasse), 6138 nucleotides long. It is a transcript of the gene cnnm4b, whose product is annotated as metal transporter CNNM4. NCBI's taxonomy places the organism in Eukaryota, Metazoa, Chordata, Actinopteri, Labriformes, Labridae. Gene Ontology annotation, molecular function: sodium ion transmembrane transporter activity; magnesium ion transmembrane transporter activity. Gene Ontology annotation, cellular component: plasma membrane; cytoplasm. The record is from RefSeq and is a predicted model, not a curated record. Gene Ontology annotation, biological process: intracellular manganese ion homeostasis; magnesium ion transport; magnesium ion homeostasis.
GUGACGUCAGUUCCCCCGUUCACAGAGAGCGAAACAAACAUGGCGAUAGACUCGAGUGGACGGAGGUUUACGCUUACUUUUUUCGUGUUUUCUUGUGUUUUUGCGGGCAGGGAAGCCGAGGCGGCCUUUUCGGAGACACGAACCCCCCCUCGGAUACUGGGCUACCGGCUGGAGGAGAGCGACACGCCGGCAGAGACCUCCGAGAAAGGGGUUAUUCAGGUGACCGAGGGGAGUAAAAUCACCCUCCUCAGGUUCUAUGGGCUCCACUUGUCCCCGGAAUGCUCGAAGAUCGUCGGCUUCACGGAACUUUACUCCAGCGAUAAAGAGGAUGACGAUUUCGGCGCCAUCAGUCUACCAUUUAAUAGGACUUGUCCCGAAAUCACGAAGGAUGUAGUGGUGAAGGGGUCCAUGGAUGUGCGAAACCAGAACACCUCCGGGCUGGUCAGCGUCCACAUCAAGCAGCUCCGCAAGAGCGAGAUGGUGAAGGUGUUCGGCUUGUGCAUCCAGGACCCCCAGGACAAGGAGUGGUACCUGCUGGACGACAAAGACGGCAGACUGCGGGUGGUGGAGGAGAAAAAGUCCCUGCUCCCCGUGUGGCUACAGGUGAUCCUCAUCUCCUUCCUGCUCGUGCUGUCCGGUAUGUUCAGCGGGCUCAACCUGGGGCUGAUGGCGCUGGACCCGAUGGAGCUGCGCAUCGUGCAGAGCUGCGGCACCGAGAAGGAGAAGAAGUACGCGCGGAAGAUCGAGCCCAUCCGCAGGAAGGGGAACUAUCUCCUGUGCUCGCUGCUCCUAGGCAACGUCCUGGUCAACACCACCCUCACCAUCCUCCUGGACGACCUGAUCGGCUCGGGGCUGGGCGCUGUGGUCGCCUCCACGGUGGGCAUCGUCAUUUUCGGGGAGAUCGUCCCGCAGGCGCUGUGCUCCCGACACGGCCUCGCAGUUGGAGCGAACACCAUCAUGGUCACCAAGUUGUUCAUGCUGUUGACUUUCCCGUUGUCGUGGCCCAUCAGUAAGCUCCUGGACUUCGUGCUGGGUCAGGAGAUCGGCACCGUGUACAACCGGGAGAAGCUGGUGGAGAUGCUGAAGGUCACCGAGCCUUACAACGACCUGGUGAAGGAGGAGCUCAACAUGAUCCAAGGCGCGCUGGAGCUCAGGACCAAAACCGUGGAGGGUGUCAUGACAGCAAUCGGCGACUGCUUCAUGAUACACAGCGACGCUGUUCUGGACUUCAAUACCAUGUCCGAGAUCAUGGAGAGCGGGUACACCAGGAUACCUGUGUACGAGACCGAGAGGUCCAACAUCGUGGACAUCCUUUACGUCAAGGACCUGGCCUUCGUGGACCCGGACGACUGCACCACCCUCAAGACCAUAACCAAGUUCUACAACCAUCCGGUCCACUUUGUGUUUCACGACACCAAGCUGGACUCCAUGCUGGAGGAGUUCAAGAAAGGAAAAUCUCACCUGGCCAUCGUCCAGAAGGUGAACAACGAGGGGGAGGGAGAUCCUUUCUACGAGGUGGUGGGGUUGGUCACCCUAGAAGACGUGAUCGAGGAGAUUAUCAAAUCAGAGAUUCUGGAUGAAUCAGAUCUUUACACUGAUAACCGUAACAGGAAAAAGGUUGCACCCAAUAAGAAUAAGAGAGACUUCUCUGCCUUCAAACACGAGAGCGAAUCAAAAGUGAAGGUCUCUCCUCAGCUGCUGCUCGCUGCUCAUCGCUUCCUUGCUACAGAGGUGAGCUUGUUCAGCCAAUCACAGGUGUCAGACAAAGUGCUGCUGAGAAUCCUGCGCCAUCCAGACGUGAUCCAGGAGAUCAAGUUCAACGACAGCGACAAGCGCUCGCCCCAUCACUACGUCUACCAGAGGGGCAAACCCGUGGACUACUUUGUCCUCAUCCUGCAGGGACGUGUGGAGGUGGAGGCCGGCAACGAGAACAUGAAGUUUGAGACCGGACCUUUCUCCUUCUACGGUGUCAUGGCACUCAAUGCUCCCACGCUGGAGUUUCGUUCGCCGUCCAACGUCAGCGGGUUAAACCGCACGGCCUCUCUGAGUGGAGCCGACAGGACGGAGUCGCUCUCCGUCAGUGGCAGCAGCAGCCAGCUGAAUAACAGCAUCCCGUCGCAGCAGUACACACCAGACUUCUACGUCCGAGCACUCACAGACCUGCAGUUUGUCAAGAUCACACGGUCCCAGUACCAGAAUGGCCUGAUGGCGUCUCGUCUGGACAGCACGCCACAGUCCCCAGAGAGCGGCCACAACAUUGCCCGCAUGGAUCAGACCACUCCCCCUGCCACCACUGUCAACAUCCCCAUCACGGACCUGGGAACAGACUCCACCCCCAUGGAGAACGGGCCGGACGAGACGACGCUCCUCCUCCUCAAUGAGCAGAACUCUCCGCACACAGCCAACCACCACAGCCAGCUGGAGAACAGCAUCUGACCCCCUGUCAUACGUCUUUCUGCUACGUUUGCACGCGUGCACUACUACGCCAGAAUGUGUGCUGAGGAAGGGAGAAGCAUGCGUGCGUUUGUGUGUCAGGGCGGAUGCAGAUACAAGCUUUUGCACAGCUGGCAAUACAUACAGAGACAAGCCAUGUGCAUGCAUAUUGUGUAAAUAUGCAAGGAAUGAACACAACGCUAGCAGACAGACAUGCCAAAGUGUAUGUUUUCCAUCACGAACAGACUUAAAACACAACACUCAUUUAUGGUAGAGAGGAGUACCUGUAUGUGUGUGUCUGUAUGUUUCCACAUGCUCCUUAUUGUAUUAUCAAACAUCUUAAGGACCUGCUUGACUGGACCAGAAAAGCUCCUUCUCCUCUCUCUCGCCCAUCAACAUUUUCUGUGUGCGUGUUGCUUCCAAUUUCUUGUUCCUAUUCAGAGACUCAGGGAGACCCCUUACCCAACCACCCUGCGUGUCGCAUGUGUAGCAGCCUGCAACCCCCUCCCCAACACCCAUACAGCUAGAAGACAAAGACGACCCAAGCAUGUCAGCAGAGUUCACACAAAUUAAUAUAUGUUCCUUAAAAACCUAUAGUGAUAUAUUUAUUGAAAAUUCUGUGAGAGAUGAACACACAAGAGAAUUUUAGUGACUACUUUUCAGGCGGGGAUGGGAGGGAAGGGGUUUGGGGUGGAUUUAUAUAAAUAUAUAAAUAUAUUUUCCUUCUUGUUUCCUGGAUAGAAUCAGUGAUUAGCCGAGAGCCUUUAUCCCAGAGCUGUUAAUAAAUUCAUCAGCAAUUGACAGCCUGUCUGUACCGUGAUUAAGACAAUCGAUCAUUAUGAAUGUGGUAAAUUAAGUGUGUAGGGUAUAUUAACUGUUGCAGACCCUCUUCUCUUGGUGAAAUCUUUUAUAUUUGACCUGUGAAAAAUGUCAUGAUGAGCAGUUUCCGUCUCAAAAAGGUUGUAGGUGUUUACUGAUAAGAGAGGGUGAUUUGUAUGUGCAUACGUAUGUGUGUUUGUUUAUGACCAAAAUGGCCGUCACAACACUUGGCGGCAACAGAAACCAAAAGAGGAAAGCUUGAUCACAUUCUGAUUAGAAAAUACUAGAAAAUCUGAGACUUCUAUUUAUUGAGGUGUGUGUGCGUGCAUAUAUCCUUUUGUUGUAUGAGGGAGAAAUGUGAUUUUUAUUUUGCCUCGUGAAAUUUUACAUGUUUAAUGAUCAUUUGAUUUGGUUGCGUUUGGGUUCCUUUUUUAUUAUCUGUUCUGUGAGGGGGUCACUCUUGUCAUACUGAACAGCUGACACAUAUUUUUUGUUUCGUGUGUUUCUGCAGACACACCGUUCAACCCUGGCCUCAGCCAAUUUCAUGGGAAACAAUUUUGUAUAUUUACUGAUUUUCACAAGGUCUUUUUUCACAGAAAUGCUCACACUCCAGUUUUAUUUUACUGUAAGUUCUGGUGAGAUUUAAAAGGAAAAUCAAUCCUUAAAACUCAAGUUCUGUGUCUUGACUGAAUUUUCUUUGCCUGAUUUUAAGCAGAGCCACAGUGCUGUUUCUUUUUUUUGUGUUUUUGAAGUACAUCAAGAAAAGUGAUUAAUACAUUGGAUUCUGUUCUGAAAGCCAAAGAGAGACAGCUGGGACACACACUAACUACAUGUACCAGAAUGCAAUGCAGCCACAUGAAAAGUUGUGUUUUUAGUAAGUUUCACCCCUGGUUUUACUCAAGUCUUUUCUGCUUCGCUUUGAGUAUCUCUGCAAGUACAUUUUUCAUGUUUUUCCACAUAAAUCACAGGUGAAUCAAAGGAGUUGCCCUCUGCUCUUCUCUCUAAAUGGUGUGCAGAAAGUGAUUUGGGGAAAUGAUAGUACAUCGGGAGAAGAAGACGACACAUGAGCUGUAGGGAAGUGGCUUCACCACAAAAACCAACCAUAAUUUUAACACUUUUAUUUAUAGUUUCUGAACUUCUAAGAUAAAAACCUUACUUUUGACCACACAUUUUGUAAUCACUGAAGUCCAUCUUUGUCAACAAACAAACUGUGUGAAAGUUAAACUAACGAAGCCCUAUUUUGGUUUUGGUUGACCUGGCCUACUCUUUCUACCCUGUCAGAGGAAUGAUAAAGCACUUUUAUUUCUGUUAUUACAACUAAUCUGAAACUGAAGCUUAACCAAAUGGUGUCAUUUCUGUUUUCGUGUGAAUUUGGAAUUACUUCAUAUCUUGAGGAAGCAUAAAUGUCACAAGCCCUCUGAAAACAAAAGCACAAAAAAAACUGAAACAUUUUCAGGACUCUUUGCUGAUUAUGAAAAUGAAAAAGCAAUUUAACAAAUGAAAAAGCAAUAUAAGCACUCACCCAGCAUCCUGUCCUGCUUUUGAGUAUGGGAAUACGAAAAAUAACUAACAAAAAUUGACGACAAGUUGUUUAAUGCAUUUUGUCUUUCAAACAGUAUGCCAGUGAUUUAUCUUCAGGUUGCAAAUAUUUGAGCUGAAUUUAAUGAUUUGUCUUUUAAAUAUUUCAGUUAUUUUACAUCCAGUUUAUGAACAUCCAAGUCAUUUAAAUUCACCUAAAGUUUAAGAAUUAAUUUUGAGGGUUUUUUUACACAGUGCUGUAAUGAAGUUUGACUCAAUGUGCUGAAAGCAGUACAAUUUGAGUCCAAUUGAACUUCUCCUUGAAAAUAAUGCUGUUCUGACAAUUGUAUUUUAACUUGAAAUGUUCAGUCACAUAAUUCAUAUUUCACAACAAUCAAAUAAAAAAGGCAGACUAGACUUUUAAGUAAUAUCAUAUCAUUGAGUUAAAUUUCAGUGAAGCCAAGAUUGCAGACUUAAAUUUCAGGAAAAGUUAAUAAUUAAAAUGUGAAUAAGUAGGAUGGAAUACAUCUGAACUCAAUAUUGGCUCCUCAUGAUUUGGAGGAUUCAUGAAAGUUAAGUUUAAUAUUUUGUGACCAACACGGUUGUUGAAUGACAAAACAACAGUAACCCAGUACUAGAUACAAAAUAUCUAGCUAUUUAUUUUAUCACAACCAGCUGAUGACAUUUUUUGUCUGUUGUAGUCACUGAAACUGGUUAGGAUGCCUGUUAACAUAUUUGCAUACGGUAAGUUUCUAAAGCUAGCUUGGAUUUGCUAACAUCUGCUAAACUAGCUAGCUUGAGAACACCUUAAGCAAAAUUUUGUUCAGUUUAUCUUGAAGGUGUUUUCUUAAAUUCGGAAAAGCAGCAGCACUUUUCUGGGAUUUAGUGUCCAUAAAAAUAUGACUGAAAGAUAUCUGGGUUUCAGAUGUAGGCUACUUGAUGGUAGAGUUGAGCUCUUGCACAGUAGCUAUAGUUUGAUUUGUUAGCAUUUGAAAACCACAACAUUUAACAACAAGCGUUAUGUAUAAGGGUAUAGGGGGAGUCAACGCCUUUUUUAAUAAGUUAAAUUAACUGCACAGACCAAACCAAAGUUUAAAUGUUAACAAGCUAAAGGCAGCUGCUGCUAGCAGACAUAGCAAUCUGUGUAAAUAUUGGACUCAAACUGGUUUCUUCAUUGAAACAUUGCAUUGCCUCAGUCUGACUGUUGACACCUGUGAUCUUGUGAAUUUACCUUUAAACAUACCGCUUGCUGCUUUUUUGUUCAUUGUGGGGUAUUUUUGCUCUAAGAGACGUGUAUGGAGUACCAAUGUCACAAAAAGGGUAUGGACUAAAUUAAUGAAAUAAAAAGUUUUUUAUUUUUUAUUUUUA